This is a messenger RNA of Myripristis murdjan (pinecone soldierfish), 1632 nucleotides long. RefSeq names its product cytochrome P450, family 26, subfamily C, polypeptide 1 (gene cyp26c1). The transcript is spliced from 6 exons. The record is from RefSeq and is a predicted model, not a curated record. Gene Ontology annotation, molecular function: monooxygenase activity; heme binding; iron ion binding. Lineage: Eukaryota; Metazoa; Chordata; Actinopteri; Holocentriformes; Holocentridae. Bases 1 to 1632 code for a protein of 543 amino acids. Gene Ontology annotation, biological process: sterol metabolic process.
AUGUUCGCCCUGGCUCAGUUCGGAGCGCUGUCGGCCCUGGCCGCCGCGCUCACCUCGGUGCUGUCCGCCCUGCUGCUGCUGGCGCUGACCAAGCAGCUGUGGAGCCUCCGCUGGAGCUUCACCCGGGACAAAGAGAGCAGCCUCCCGCUGCCGAAGGGCUCCAUGGGCUGGCCGCUGGUCGGCGAGACCUUCCACUGGCUCUUCCAGGGCUCAAAUUUCCACAUCUCCCGGCGAGAGCGGCAUGGUAAUGUGUUUAAGACUCACCUCCUGGGAAAACCUGUCAUCCGGGUCACUGGUGCUGAAAACAUCCGCAAGAUCCUGCUGGGCGAGCACAGCCUGGUGUGCACGCAGUGGCCGCAGAGCACCCGCAUCAUCCUGGGACCCAACACCCUCGUCAACUCCAUCGGUGAUCUGCACAAGAAGAAGAGAAAAAUCCUGGCUAAAGUGUUUAGCCGGGGGGCUCUGGAGUCCUACCUGCCCCGGCUGCAGGACGUGGUCAAGUCUGAAAUCGCCAAGUGGUGCUCGGAGCCCGGCGCCGUGGACGUUUACGCCGCCGCCAAGUCGCUGACCUUCCGCAUCGCCGUCAGGGUGCUGCUGGGCCUGGAGAUGGAGGAGGAGCGGAUCGUUUACCUGGCUCAGAUCUUCGAGCAGCUGAUGAACAACCUGUUCUCCCUCCCCAUCGACGCCCCGCUCAGCGGCCUGCGCAAGGGGAUAAAAGCCAGGGAGAUUCUGCACGCCAACAUGGCCAAGAUCAUCGAGGAGAAGCUGGAGAGGCAGCAGGCCGAGGAGGAAUACUGCGACGCCUUCGACUACAUGCUGUCCAGCUCCAAGGAGCUCGGCCACCAGCUCAGCGUCCAGGAGCUCAAGGAAACAGCAGUCGAGUUGAUCUUCGCCGCUCACUCCACCACAGCCAGCGCCUCCACCUCUCUGGUGCUGCAGCUCCUUCGACACCCGGCGGUGGUGGAGCGGGCGAGGGCCGAGCUGGAGAACGAGGGCCUCGGCUACGACUCCCACGACAGCCGCAUCCCAUCCGGCGUCACCACGGAGACAGAGAGGGACACCUCCGCCGAGACGUCCUGCCUCCUGAACGGAGGGAGUCAAACUCAUCAGUACGAUCAAGCUGACAGGAAUGGCUUCCCGCCGUCCCAGUCACACGUUCCGCAUCUGACCCUGGAGAAACUGAGCCAGCUCCGCUACAUGGACUGCGUGGUCAAAGAGGUGCUCCGCUUCCUGCCGCCGGUCUCCGGUGGUUACCGGACAGCCCUGCAGACGUUUGAGUUGGACGGUUACCAGAUCCCAAAAGGCUGGAGCGUCAUGUACAGCAUCCGGGACACCCACGAGACCGCCGCGGUCUUCCAGAGCCCGGAGCUGUUCGACCCGGACCGGUUCGGCGCGGACCGGGAGGAGAGCCGGUCGUCCCGGUUCAGCUACGUGCCGUUUGGCGGCGGCGUGCGGAGCUGCGUGGGGAAGGAGCUGGCGCAGAUCAUCCUAAAGACUCUGGCUGUGGAACUGAUUGGGACCUGCAAAUGGACCCUGGCCACGGAAACCUUCCCCAAGAUGCAGACCGUGCCCAUCGUGCACCCGGUGAACGGGCUGCAUGUGCAUUUCAGUUACAACUACAACCUGGUUUAG